AUCAAAAGUAGAAUUUCCUCUCUCUCUCUCUCGCUCACUAGUGAGGGCAUUGAAGAGAUAUAGAACAAAAUGAGCGAGAUAGUGAACGCGGAUGUGCAGAACCCUUUUGCAAGUCCUUCAAGAUCAUCAAGAAGAGAAGAUGAGGAGGCGGCUUUAGCAUGGGCUACCAUCAUACAAAACCUUCCCACCUACGAUCGCUUGAGAACUAGUAUAUUGCAAUAUGCUGUGGAGGGUGAUCAGAACGAUGAGGCCAAGAUAGUGAACAAAGUGGUGGAUGUUCGAAAUCUUGAUGCCAAUGACAGAGAAGAGUUCAUUCAGAGGAACUUCAAGGUUCCCGAGGAAGAUAAUGAGAAAUUCUUAAAGAAACUAAGAGCUCGUAUUGAUGAAGUUGGGAUCCGACUACCAACAGUAGAAGUUAGAUUCAACCAUCUACAUAUAGAAGCCGAUUGCUAUAUCGGCACCAGGGCUCUUCCAACUCUCUUGAACACGGCAAGAAACAUUGCAGAAUCGGCUCUUGGUUUGUGUGGAAUCAGAUUGGCUGAGAAAAGAAAGCUCACAAUACUUAAAGAUGUGUAUGGGAUCAUAAAACCAUCAAGGAUGACCCUCUUGUUAGGCCCUCCUUCAUCUGGAAAGACUACCCUUUUGUUGGCACUAGCAGGAAAGUUAGACUCAAACUUGAAAGUGCAAGGACAAGUCACUUACAAUGGUCAUAGGCUUGAUGAGUUUGUGCCAAGGAAGACAUCUGCCUACAUUAGCCAAAAUGAUGUUCACUUGGGUGAUCUUACAGUUAAAGAAACCUUAGAUUAUUCAGCAAGGUUCCAAGGAGUUGGGAACAGAUACAAUCUACUAACGGAGCUUUCAUGGAGGCAGAAGCAUAAGGGAAUUUUCCCUGAAGCCGAAGUUGAUCUUUUCGUGAAGGCAAUUGCAAUGGGGGGAGCUGAAAGCAGUCUAAUUACUGAUUACACUCUCAAGCUCUUGGGGCUUGAAAUAUGUAAGGACACACUAGUUGGAGAUGAGAUGAAAAGGGGAAUUUCUGGUGGACAAAGGAAGCGAGUAACAACAGGGGAGAUAGUUGUUGGACCAACAAGAACACUUUUCAUGGAUGAGAUAUCAACUGGCCUAGACAGCUCCACUACAUUUCAAAUUGUGAAAUGCAUGCAGCAGAUUGCGCACCUUACUGAGACCACCAUCUUGAUGUCCCUCCUGCAACCUGAUCCUGAGACAUUCGAUCUCUUUGACGACGUUAUUCUCCUAUCAGAGGGUCAGAUCAUCUAUCAGGGACCGAGAGAGCAUGUACUGGAAUUCUUUGAGAGCUGUGGGUUCGAGUGUCCAGAAAGAAAGGGCACUGCUGAUUUUUUGCAAGAGGUUACGUCAAAGAAGGAUCAAGAGCAAUACUGGGCAGAUAGGAACAGGCCAUACCAUUACAUAUCUGUUACUGAAUUUGCAAGCCAGUUUAAGGCUUUCCAUGUUGGUGCACAGCUUCAGAAUACGCUCUUGAUCUCAUAUGACAAGUUAGAAAGCCAUGGAGCAGCUCUUGCUUUCUCAAAAUACUCGAUCCCAAAAAUGCAGCUCCUUAAAGCCUCUAUUGAUAGGGAGUGGCUCUUGAUCAAGAGGACUGCACCUGUUUAUGUCUUCAAGACUGUUCAAAUUAUAGUUGUCGCAGUCAUUGCAUCAACUGUGUUCUUGAGGACUACACUGGAUAACACAUAUGAUGAUGGAUCCCUAUAUGUUGCUGCAAUUAUAUUUGCCAUGAUUGUCAACAUGUUCAAUGGUUUUGCUGAGCUCUCUUUAGCUAUUAUGAGGCUUCCAGUGUUUUACAAGCAAAGGGAUCUCUUAUUUUACCCUGCAUGGGCUUUCACCAUCCCAAAUUUCUUGAUUAAUGUUCCCAUGUCAGUUUUAGAGUCUAUAGCUUGGACAGUCGUGACAUAUUAUACAAUUGGAUAUGCACCAGAAGCUAGCAGGUUCUUCAAGCAACUACUGGUAGUUUUUCUGAUCCAACAAAUGGCUGCUGGGCUAUUUAGGCUCAUGGCUGGGUUGUGUAGGACUAUGAUCAUUGCUCAUACAGGGGGAGCACUUUCUCUGCUACUCUUGUUCCUGCUUGGAGGUUUCAUCCUUCCAAAAGGGCGUAUUCCUGUAUGGUGGUCAUGGGGCCACUGGGUUUCACCUCUAUCAUAUGGUUUCAAUGCCUUAACUGUCAAUGAGAUGCUUUCUCCUAGGUGGAUGGACAAACUGGAUUCAAACAAUAUUACAAAGUUGGGUGUGGCAGUGUUGAACAACUUUGAUGUUCCCCACCACAAUUACUGGUAUUGGAUUGGGGUAACAGCUCUCUUGGCUUUCACCAUCCUUUUCAACGUCUUAUUUACCUUCUCACUCAUGUACCUGAAUCCUCUUGGAAAGCCACAACCAAUUAUUUCUGAAGAACUAGGAAGUGAGCAAUCCAGCAUGGGAGAAACUAAGGGAAAACCAAAACUGCAAUCUAAUAGGUCCAUCAAUGAAAACCAGACGAGAGAAUUGCAAUGCCUUGGAACAAGUGAUGAGUCCAAUACCAAGGAACCUAGCAGUAUGGCUGCAGAUGAGGUUGCUUCAAAGAGAGGAAUGAUUCUUCCUUUUACACCUCUAACCAUGUCCUUUGACAGUGUAAACUAUUAUGUGGACAUGCCCUCAGAAAUGAAGGAUCAAGGUGUGAAAGGGGACAGGCUACAGUUGCUUCAGGAAGUGACUGGAGCAUUUAGACCUGGAGUCCUGACUGCUUUGAUGGGAGUCAGUGGGGCUGGAAAGACAACAUUGAUGGAUGUUCUUGCAGGGCGAAAAACAGGGGGCUACAUUGAAGGCGAUAUUAGAAUUUCUGGGUUUCCCAAGAAGCAGGAAACAUUUGCAAGAAUUUCUGGUUACUGUGAGCAGACAGACAUUCACUCCCCUCAAGUCACAGUGAAAGAGUCCUUGAUCUACUCAGCUUUCCUCCGACUCCCUAAAGAAGUCAACGAUAAAGAAAAAAUGGCUUUUGUGGAUGAAGUGAUAGAACUAGUAGAACUCGAUGGUCUUAAAAAUACUAUUGUAGGGCUUCCGGAAAUCACUGGUUUGUCCACAGAACAAAGGAAGAGGUUGACAAUAGCAGUGGAGCUUGUUGCUAAUCCUUCAAUCAUAUUUAUGGAUGAACCAACUUCAGGGCUUGAUGCAAGGGCGGCAGCCAUUGUUAUGAGGACUGUGAGGAACACAGUGGACACCGGAAGAACAGUAGUCUGCACAAUUCAUCAGCCUAGCAUUGAUAUUUUUGAAUCCUUUGAUGAGCUGCUAUUGAUGAAGAGAGGAGGACAAGUCAUCUACUCUGGACAGUUGGGUCAGAAUUCUCGCAAAGUUGUUGAAUACUUUGAGGCAAUUCCUGGAGUCACUAAAAUUAGAGAUAAACAAAACCCAGCAACAUGGAUGCUAGAAGUGAGCUCAGUUGCAUCCGAAGUCCGACUUGGAAUUGAUUUUGCUGAGCAUUACAAAUCAUCAUCCUUGUCUCAACAAACAAAGGCUCUAGUAAAAGAAUUAAGUACUCCAUUGGAGGGGUCAUCAGAUCUCCAUUUUCCUACUCAGUACUCUCAGUCCACAUGGGGCCAAUUCAAAUCCUGCCUUUGGAAGCACUGGUGGACUUAUUGGAGAAGCCCUCAUUAUAACCUUGUUCGAUACUUCUUCACAUUAGCAGCUGCCCUUUUUCUUGGGACAAUUUUCUGGCAGGCUGGCACCAAAAGGGAGAACACAACUGAUCUCACCAUGAUCAUUGGAGCCAUGUAUGUUGCUGUCCUAUUUGUUGGAAUUAACAACUGUUCAACCGUGCAGCCAGUUGUAGCUGUUGAAAGAACAGUGUUUUAUCGAGAAAGAGCUGCCGGAAUGUACUCGGCUUUACCAUAUGCCAUAGCACAGGUGAUUGUUGAAAUACCAUACAUAUUUGUUCAGACAACAUAUUAUUCUCUUAUAGUAUAUGCGAUGGUGAGCUUUCAAUGGACAGUAGCAAAGUUCUUCUGGUUCUUCUUCAUCACCUUCUUCUCCUUCCUCUACUUUACAUACUAUGGAAUGAUGACGGUUUCAAUCACACCAAAUCAUCAAACAGCUGCUAUCUUUGCAUCAGCAUUCUAUGCACUCUUCACUCUCUUCUCUGGCUUUUUCAUCCCCAAACCGAGAAUCCCCAAGUGGUGGACAUGGUAUUACUAUAUCUGCCCAGUGGCAUGGACAGUUUAUGGACUAAUUGUGACACAGUAUGGUGACAUUAAUGCAACGAUCAAAGUGCCAGGAAUUGUGCCAGAUCCAACCAUCAAAUGGUAUGUGGAAAAUCAUUUUGGGUACAACCUGAACUUCAUGGGGCCAACUGCUGCAAUUUUAGUCACAUUUGCUGCCUUUUUCGCCCUCAUGUUUGCAGUCUGCAUCAAGACAAUGAACUUCCAAAACAGAUAGCAGAAGAAGUGUAUGAAUUAGAAUGUGACCAAUUAGUAGCUAUUUUUUGCCACUAAAAUUCUUGCAAAUUUGUAAAGAAUCUAUGAGACCAGAUGCUGGGGAAAGAACAAGCCAAUAACGAAUCAUUUAAAAAUUCUAACAAA
Molecule: messenger RNA, 4577 nt
Organism: Quercus robur (English oak)
Lineage: Eukaryota; Viridiplantae; Streptophyta; Magnoliopsida; Fagales; Fagaceae
Product: ABC transporter G family member 29-like
Exons: 21
Coding region: 70-4434 (1454 amino acids)
Cellular component (GO): membrane
Molecular function (GO): ATP binding; ATP hydrolysis activity; ABC-type transporter activity
Source: RefSeq, a predicted model, not a curated record